This is a messenger RNA of Malania oleifera, 3293 nucleotides long. RefSeq names its product exosome complex exonuclease RRP44 homolog A. Gene Ontology annotation, molecular function: endonuclease activity; 3'-5'-RNA exonuclease activity; RNA binding. Gene Ontology annotation, biological process: rRNA catabolic process. Gene Ontology annotation, cellular component: cytoplasmic exosome (RNase complex); nuclear exosome (RNase complex). Lineage: Eukaryota; Viridiplantae; Streptophyta; Magnoliopsida; Santalales; Ximeniaceae. Bases 216 to 3023 code for a protein of 935 amino acids. The record is from RefSeq and is a predicted model, not a curated record. The transcript is spliced from 24 exons.
GGAUCAAAGAUUUUGGGUGCCUUGCGUAGUUACCGCCUCCGCCUCGUCGUCUUCAAGCUCAAGGUUUUAUUUUUUAGUCUACUGCCGAAUAAAGCGAAAGUGGAAGUCUGUUACCAGCGUAGUCACGUCGGUGACGGCGAUAGAUAGAUUACUCCACUCCUCAGAACUCAGAAGCUGCAGGGCAGGUAGCCGAAUCUGCAUGAAUAGGAACCAAAAUGUUGCAGAGUAAAUCCUUCGUUAAGAAAACGAGGCACGGUAAAGUACUAAAGGUUGUUAGGGAGCACUAUCUCAGGGACGACAUCUACUGCGGGUCUUCCAUUUGCAAAGUCUGCGACUCUUCCUCUGCUCGCCUCAGUCCGAAUGGAUCCCCUCUUCUCAUUGUCGACACUAAUGUUGUUCUCAACCAGAUUGAUUUGCUCGAAAAUCCGGCAAUUGACGACGUCGUUGUUCUAUCCGUGGUGUUGGAAGAGGUCAAGAAUAAGAACAGAGCCAUUUACGACAGAGUCAGAGCCCUCUGCAACAAUUCUCUUCGGAAAUUCUUCGUUUUCUCGAAUGAGCACCACAAGGAUACAUAUGUCAAAGGCAUGGAUGGAGAAAGUCCAAAUGAUCGGAAUGAUAGAGCGAUUCGGGUGGCAGCUCAGUGGUAUCAGAGUCAUCUUGGUAGUGGAAUGAGGGUCUUGCUUAUAACUAAUGACAGGGAGAAUAAGAGAAAGGCUACCGAGGAGGGCAUUUCUGCAGAGACAGUUGAGUCAUAUGUGAAGUCCCUGGGUAAACCAGAUUUGCUGGAUCUUCUUGUGAGGCCUGUCUCUCAAGAUGUAGACAUGGAGACUGUUGAAGAUUUGAGACCAUCAAAGAGGAAAGUCAUAUAUAUUGAGCAUAAGCCUAUUUCUGAGAUUACAUCUGGCUUGCUCUGUGGAAUUUAUCAUCAAGGAAAACUUCGUGUUAACCGUUAUAAUCCUUUUGAAGCAUAUGUUGGAAGUGAGAGCAUUGGAGAUGAAAUAAUUAUAUAUGGACGUGGUAACAUGAACAGAGCUUUUGAUGGAGAUGUUGUGGCUGUGGAACUUUUGCCACAAGACCAAUGGCACGAGGAAAAGUCUUUAUCUAUAGCAGAUGAAGAGGAUGAGGAGGAAGAGGAUGUUCAUUUAGCUCCAAGCAGUGCUGAUGAUGCACCUAGAAAUACAAAUCUAGUGCAAGGGGGCUCUAGAGAGACAAAUCCUGUCUCAUGUCGUCCAUCUGGUCGUGUGGUUGGUGUUAUAAAGCGGAACUGGCACUCUUAUUGUGGGUCUUUGGAGCCAAUGCCUUUGCCUGCAGGUAAUGGUGGUGUUGCACAUGCUUUAUUUGUCUCCAAAGAUCGCAGAAUUCCUAAGAUUCGGAUACAAACUCGACAGCUUGGGAAUCUUCUGGACAAGAGAAUUAUUGUGGCUGUUGAUUCUUGGGAUUGUCAAUCUCGCUAUCCUUCAGGCCAUUAUGUGCGAACCGUAGGACAAAUAGGUGAUAGAGAAACUGAAAGUGAGGUGGUUUUGAUAGAGAAUGAUAUAAACUCUAGACCAUUUUCUUCUCAAGUAUUGGCAUGCUUGCCUCCAUUGCCAUGGUCUGUGUCUUCUGAAGAUCUGGCAAGUCCCAUUAGGCAAGAUUUGCGACAUUUGCAUGUUUUUAGUGUGGAUCCUCCCGGAUGCAAGGAUAUUGAUGAUGCACUGCACUGUACGGCUCUUCCAAAUGGAAAUUUUGAAGUAGGAGUUCAUAUUGCUGAUGUAACGAAUUUUGUUCAUCCGGGCACUCCCCUUGAUGACGAAGCAGCACAGAGGGGCACUUCUGUUUACCUUGUUGAGCGCCGAAUCGAUAUGCUUCCAAAACCUCUAACAGAAGAUAUAUGUUCUCUUCGAUCUGAUGUAGAGAGGCUAGCAUUCUCAGUUGUUUGGGAAAUGACACCUGAAGCAGAGAUUAUUUCUACAAGAUAUACCAAAAGUAUCAUUAAAUCUUGUGCAGCAUUGUCUUAUAUUGAAGCUCAAGCUAGGAUGGAUGAUAGCCGGUUGAUGGAUCCACUGACCAUAGAUUUGCGAAAUAUGAAUGCUUUAGCAAAGAUAAUGAGGCUUAGGCGUAUUGACAGAGGAGCCUUAACUCUUGCUUCUGCUGAAGUCAAGUUUGAAAUAGACACUGAGACUCACGAUCUUCUUGAUAUUGGUAUGUACCAAAUUCGAGAAGCAAACCAAAUGGUUGAGGAGUUUAUGCUUGCUGCUAAUGUUUCAGUUGCAGAAAAAAUCCUGAAACAUUAUCCCUUAUGCUCAUUGCUAAGGCGCCAUCCUAGCCCAACCCGAGAGAUGCUUGAGCCUCUGCUGCAAACAGCUACUGCUGUUGGACUCAACUUGGAUAUCUCAUCAUCAAAAUCCCUGGCUGAUUCGCUUGACAAUGCUGUGGGUGAUGAUCCGUACUUCAAUAAGAUGAUUCGGAUACUAGCAACCAGAUGCAUGACACAGGCAGUUUACUUCUGUAGUGGGGAUCUCAGUCCCCCAGAAUUUCAUCAUUAUGGGCUUGCUUCACCUCUCUAUACUCAUUUUACCUCUCCUAUACGGAGAUAUGCAGAUGUCAUUGUACAUAGGCUGCUUGCUGCAUCUUUAGGGAUAUACAAGCUUCCAGCAAUUUUCCAAGACAGACCCCAACUCACAAAUAUUGCUGAUAAUUUGAAUUAUCGGCAUAGGAAUGCUCAGAUGGCAAGCAGAUCUUCAGUAGAGCUCCAUACGGUGAUCCAUUUCAGAAAUCGGCCGACAGACACAGAGGCCAGAAUAGUAAAGAUAAGAUCAAAUGGUUUUAUUGUCUUUGUGCCCAAGUUUGGCAUUGAAGGGCCUGUGUACUUGGCAGCCAGAACUGAGAAUGCGGGUGGAGAAUGGGUGGUAGAUGAGCAACAGCAGAAGGUUAAGAAAAGGGAUGGUAGCAUUUUUUACGGAGUCUUGCAGAUGGUGAGGAUUCACAUGGAGGUUGUGGAGCCCCAGCCCAAUCGCCCCAAGCUCCAACUCACCCUCAUCUAGAACACAUGUAUAAUAUGUUUGUAUGAAUGGGAAUGGGAAUGGUGUGAUUAUUUAGGCCUCGUGAACAUGUGUUGCCUUUUAUAAAGAGAAAAAGGUGUCCAUGUGGGAGUAAGCGACAGGCAGAAAUGCUUUUUUCAAAUUCGAUUUAAGCCUUUAUUUCUGGACAGCUUUUUAUUUUAGUUUUACCAUUUUAUUAUUUGUUUUGAGGUUUGAAAUUUUGUUUGUUUGAAUUUCUAUUCUGCAUAUUGAUCAUUAGUCUGCCCUGUUUAA